UCUAAGCUAACAAGCAACUUUGAAAAACUGAGAUUACAUCAGAUGAAGCAAAACAAAGCUCACCGAAAAGAAUUUCCUCACAGAGAAGACAUGCCGUUUGAACUGAGCAAUUUGAGCCAAAAAUUAGAGGAAUUUAGAGCAAAAUCAAGAGAAUGGGACAAGCAAGAGAUACUAUAUCAGACGCACCUGGUUUCUUUAGAUGCUCAACAAAAACUACUGUCUGAAAAAGGUAAUCAAUUUCAGAAACAGGUGCAAAAUUACCAAACUCAACUAAAUGGUAAAAAACAGUGCACUGAAGACAGCAGCUCUGAAAUGCCUCAUUUGGUUUGUGAAGCGGAUUCCAGUUGUGAAACCAAAGAAAGAGAUGAAUUCAUCAUUGAAAAAUUAAAGUCAGCUGUGAGUGAAAUAGCACUAAGCAGGAACAAGCUACAAGAUGAAAAUCAGAAGCUCUUACAGGAACUCAGAAUGUACCAAAAACAGUGCCAGCUGGAGAAUUACUUUUAAUUUUCCUGUGGAUUGUGUAAGUGCUGAAUCGGCAGGGAUAGGAUUAGAAAGCUGGCUUUCUGUCACACGUGUAAGUCAGUUCAUACUUUCUCUUAGUAAGUAAUUCUCAUGAGUAGAUUCAGUAAUGACGCAGAUACCUCACCGCGCUGGAGUGCACUUUGGUUCUGCAGCAGAAUGAUA
This is a messenger RNA of Castor canadensis (American beaver), 684 nucleotides long. The record is from RefSeq and is a predicted model, not a curated record. NCBI's taxonomy places the organism in Eukaryota, Metazoa, Chordata, Mammalia, Rodentia, Castoridae.